Molecule: messenger RNA, 5761 nt
Organism: Trachymyrmex cornetzi
Lineage: Eukaryota; Metazoa; Arthropoda; Insecta; Hymenoptera; Formicidae
Gene: bif
Product: protein phosphatase 1-binding protein bifocal
Exons: 5
Coding region: 763-4143 (1126 amino acids)
Biological process (GO): chemotaxis; neuronal signal transduction
Cellular component (GO): rough endoplasmic reticulum membrane; nuclear membrane
Molecular function (GO): microtubule binding
Source: RefSeq, a predicted model, not a curated record
CGUCGCAGUGCCGUGCGCGUGUGCGACGGAUGUUCUGAUUUGCUCCGCGGCACAGGUGCGGUUUUCCAUCCGUUCAAUCUCAAUCACUUGAAUCGCUCGCGGCAACGCGGCAACGCGGUGUGGACCGAUCAGGAACGAUCGCGAGAGCGGCAGGUGAACGCGCUUUUGCGAAACAGAAGAGUGCCGCUCUUUCGGUGGGAGCAGGAUAGCGACAGAGAGAGAGAGAGAGAUAGAGAAGAGAAUGGAAAGGUGAUCGAUUUUCGCGUAGAGCAUCCAACGCUCUGGAGAGCCCUUUCUCACCGCGAUCAAUCGAAAGGCACCCUGGAUCUGGAUCAGUAGAAUCCGCGAAAGCAUGUAAACAUCCGCUCGGACGAUACGACCAGAGACACGGACGGAGCAACGAACGUAGUACUUUCGUCUCUCCCUCGCAAGACCGUGUGUGUUCGCGCGCGUGCUCGACGCCGUAUGUCUGCAGUCAUCGAUUUUCCGGCGAUCGUGUGUGGCCGGUACGACUCGUCGCCGGUAAGAAUUUCCAAGUACGAGAGUAUGAAGAGGUGGAGCUUUCGCGCAGUCAAGAUAACCGCGUAAGAACGACGUACGUUAUCAACGUACGUACGUGCGUACGCGCGCACGUCGCGGUGUGUGGUGCCGCGAGGAAGCCGCGAGAACGAGAGAAAGAGAGAAAGCGCGACGGUGAGAGAAGGAUCGAGCGACGGAAAGAGCAAGAGAGAGUUACUUGAAUACUGACGGCGCGCGUUCAACAUGGCUACCGCCGGCAGCAACGCGACGGCGAGCGCCGGUAACGAGACGAGCGGCACCAGCAACGUACCGCAAUGGAAACGCGACCUGAUACAGCGUCGCCGUCAGCAGAGCAAGGUUCUCGCGAACAACGGCGCGAGCGUCAAGUUGUGCAGCGCGGUGAUAGGAACGUCGUCGAGCGCGACGACGCCCGACGGCGGCGGCGGCGGCGGCGGCGUCGUCGAGCAGAGCGCAGCGACGGAGCAUCACGCGCUUCGUGCGGCGCGCUUAACGGCGACCAACGAGGAUAGCACGGCUGCUGGUAGUGCUGCGUUGCUUUCCUCCCCCUCCUAUUCCACGAGAAGGCCGCCGUCCGGUGGCGCCACCACCGCCGCCGGCGGAGCAACGGUGGCGGCCGUCGACUUUGCGUCGCCACUACCAGUCGCGUACAACAUGCGUCUCGAGGCGGAUUUAUCGCUCUGCUCGGACGCGGAGGAUGUCGUGAACGGCGCGCCGGCUAAAUUCGCGGACAUUUCGUCGGAACGGAAAUUGUCGGAUUACAACAUGGGCGAAGAGAACGAGGACGCGACCUCGAGAACGGCGGACGGCAAGCCGUUGAGAGCGAGGAUGAACGAGAGUAACGAGAGCAACGAGUCGUCGCAGCGCGACGAGAUUCGCGCCGUCUUGACCGGAAGACGCGAUAAGGAGAUGUUCCACGGUGGUAACUUUAGAGUACUGAAAAGUAUGCUGGUCGCCCCACCGAGUCGCGCCUCCAGCGAGGAAGCGGAGAGCGACAGUUCCGAGGAGCUGCAAUACGGACCGGGGAUCGUCAACAAGCUCAAGUGCAAGUACCUUAACCUCACUCUGCGCGAGACGAACAAGAGUCGCGCGUCGGUGCAGCGGUUUCGGCGCGCAGCCAGCCUCGAGGAUUUGUUGGACCGAGACGACGAGGAGUCCACGCGCAGCGUCGAGACCUUGAUGAGGUACAACAGCGUGACGGUCGACGAGGCGACGACUGCACGCCAGGUUCUGGUUACUCGACCGGUGACGAACGGCGUUCGCCAGGAACCGGUCAACGACCACAUCAUUCUCGUCGAUCGCACAUCCGUGAAGAUCGAGAGCCGCCUGUGUGAGCUUGAUCGACCUAAACCAAUCAACAAGCCCAAGAGGAUCAAACCGGUACUGGCGGAAACGGAACGUCCGCCACCGGAUCUAGUCAAGACCACGAUGAGGAUCUUUGAGAGCUCCGCGAGGAAGCUGAAGCCCAAGGGCGAGGUCGCCGCGAAAGUCGCUACCUUCAAGACCAUCAACGACACGUUCAAGGCACAAACGCAGACGCAGAAGAAACUGGCACAGAAACCACCGUUGCAGCCGAAACCCUUCAUCAACGGUGGCGCUCGUUCCAUCGGUUCCCCGAAAAAAAUCGUGCUACCGCACAAGCCGACCGCCGAACUGAUCGAGACGCAGGACCGCAAGGAGGAGUACCACCAUAUAGACGGCGUCAUCACGGAACCAAUCGCGCAAUCGGUAUCCUCGGUAGUGAGCAAGUUUCAGCAGAUCGAAAAGUCACACUCGCCCUCUCCGUCGCCGGAACCCUCGAGCUACAAGCUGAAAUUCUCUCCAGCGAACAGCCCGGAACCGCCACAGACGUCCAAACCGAAGUCCGCUACUCUGGAAAUCACCAUCAAGUCACCGCCAGUCACGCCAGUGCUCUCGCCGAGAAUCUUGUCGCCCAGACUUCCAAGCUCGCCCUCACCAGUCAAGGAUAUCAGACCGGGCGCGCAGAGUCCCUCCUCUCCUAUCAAGGACCUGAUUCGCAUUCAGAUUCCAAGUCCAUUUCACAAACCGCCGCUACCACCGAGCCCCGUCAAAGGAGAACCCUCGAAGACGGAGGCGGAAUCCAAAGUUGUUCGUUCGCAGAUCGAGAAGGAGAUUCCUAGAACGAAUGUCGAAAGUCCCAAGCAGACACGCCUCCCAGAAUCAUCCAUCAAUGUGGAAUGGAAAGAAGACGCGAAAUCGAGCCGCGUUGCGUUCAACGAUGGCGAGAAGAACGUCGACGAGGAGAUUGUUGAUGGUCCGAGAACCAUCUCCAAGAUUGCCUUGGACAACAUCGGCAAGGCAGGAACGAUAAUGCAAUUCAAUUUCGGCGACAAGCCCACGAGCGACAAGAAUUAUUUACCGGGUACGAAGCAGAAUGGUCAAAAAUCGACGGACGAACCGAUGCCAGAGGAAGAUGAUUGCGUAAAGACGGAGUGUAAGAGCAAGGUAGGUGCACCUUCCAACGUCGUGACCUCCAAAGUAUCGUCGAGAUUGCAAGAAAGGCUCGAGCCCGAGGAGGAGAGCGACGACAAGAACAUCGAGGAGAAGCUGAUUGUCCCGGAGAAUAAACCCAUCGGCGCCAUUUGUAGCUUGGGCUUAAUCAAAACCGCGACGACAACGAUGACAUCACCGUCGGCGACGUAUUCGCAGAGCAAUAACGAGGCGAAGACGAUACGAUGCCAGCAGAAAAGCGAGUUCUCGCCGCCACAGAAGCAGAUCGGCAUCAUACGGCCGCUUGUUUCUACGAAGGCACAGCAUCCGCAGCAGAAUCUGAGCAAUCGUGAGCUCGAGAAGAACCUGAUCAAUCGAGUCAAGAGCAUCGAACAGCCCACCAAAGUGGUGGUGAGUCUGAAGAGCGCCGACGAGAUACAACCCGCGAAGAAGACGAGUGCUGGAGGUGGCGGCGGCGGCGAAUUUAACUUCAGUAAUCGAAAGGAUGUGCCGGAUUACAUAGAGAAUGACGGCCUCAUCAUUAGGAGAAAGCGGGAUAAGCCGAAGGUUGGUGAUGGUGGCAUUAUAAUGCUCGAUGCUACUUUAGAUGCCUCUACGACCGACGAUGCUGAGUGGGAAAUCUCUGGGGGUCCACCGUCGCCCUGCGACGUGUCGUUUCUCAACGACAAUGUUCUCAUCAAUGGGCGCAGCAACCUCUCGAGGACGCCACGAAAUCAUAAGCAUCGAAUACAGUUCGACGACACCGCCACACGUACCUUCGAGUACCCCAGCGAAGCGUCGAUCCUCGAAGGCGAGACCAGCAGCGUGGACGGCGAAACUUCUAGUUCCAUAGUUGAGCAACAUUCUACGCCGAGUAACAACAAAAUCUCUUCGACACCCAGCUCGACAACGAACAUGCCAUCUCUUCUCGGUGGAGGUGGACUAGCCAGUUACACUCCUAGCAAAGUGGAUCUGACGUCGGAAGGUUUCGAGCUGGGUAUCACCAGGGCUAUACUGAUGGUUCCGACCCCAGCUGCAAUAACAACGACAACAACAACCGAGCAAGCCGAGAAUGCAAGCGAAAUGGGAUACUUGAGACCGGCUCAGGACGCAGGUGCUUGGGGCUCGGAGACGACCGGCGAUCUUCUUUAUUGAAAAGAAAUGCAGAAUGAUGUUUUAUCAUUCACAAGCUCAACGUCCCUCCGCAGUAAUAGAACGAACGAACGAAACAAGAAUGAAACUUAUAAGGCUAAUAUUAAGUAUUCCUUUUUUUCCUAGCGGCGAGAAGAUCGCAAAAAAAAACUAUACAAAUGCAAAAGAAUCAAUAUAUUAUAAUAAACUUUAAUAAAAAAAAGAUUUACGACAAAUGCUCACAUAAGUAUAUAAAGCGAAUUUUUCAUAGAGAACAGGUUUAGAUGUUCGCGUUCAUGACCGGACGAUAUGUUGGACCACAGAUAAGUUAUCGUCAAGUGCACAUUAAAUUAAGAAAACUUUUUUUAAUUAUAAAAAGAAAUCAAAAGCGCAAUCUCCGCUCAUGAACGCGCUGAGUAUUAAAAGCGAAGUUUAUUUAGAUGAUUAAGUAAAAACUAACAGUAUCAUUCCAAGUAUAUGCAUUUACUUUGUAUUGUUACGCUAUGCAGUCAAAUCAGCGAACUUUUCUUACACAAUGAAUCAUCGAAACUGCCAAGAUACGCUAUAUAGUGCUGGUUUUUUUAUAAUAGCACUUGAAAGAAAGAGCUCAGCGACUGAUACUCUGUUGCUAAAAGAAAAACAAAAUAAAAACAGCAUAUCAUCUUUCUGGCAUACUUUAUAAGAUAGAAAAUAAAUCGACGAGUGAAUCAAGUUUUGUAACCUUUUUGAGAUUACUUUAAUGCUAAGCUGUGAGUGUUCAAGCUGCCAGUAAAAGGCCAGACUUUUAUGCGAGUUUUUUUUAUAGAAAAAAAGGCAAACGGUUGAAUGUCUUUGAGAUUUAAUUGGAGGGGGAAAAUGUUCAGGAAAAAAAAACAACUCGAGUUUAGAUUUGUAAACGUUUUUGCCAAAGUAGAACGUAAGUCUACUUAGUAUAUUUAAUAAUGUAUAUGUACAAUAAGUGUUCCAGUUCGACAAAACUGUAAGAAUUGUAAAUUUCAAAGCACAUCGUCAUUUGUACCGAACGUAUGGCAGAUCAUACUAUGCCUUGCAAAUGCGAAGAUAAGCCAUUACAGCGUGUCUUUUCAUAUUGAGUUUGCAUUUAUUUUUCAAGGAUCAUAAUACAUGAAUAGCUUUUCAGCAUAGAAGUUACAUAGAUGAAAACGGCGGUUUAAUGUUAAUUAUUAAUUUUAAGGAAAUUGAAUUUUGUAAAUACUAAAUUAUUAUGGGUCGAGAAGAGCCAUCCAAGAUAAGUUAAUCGAGUCACGAAAGUUCGAGAAAAGAAAUUACAUUAUUUUAAGAUCAACUUUCUUGUAUUACUUGUCUUUUUUUUUUCUUUUGUGUUAAUUUCUUCUAUCAUCUAUGAAGCACAUCUCGGAUGCGUUACCAUGGAUAAUUGAAAAUAUUGUUUUGAAUCGUGUAGGUGUAGGUAUUUAAUAAUGUAUGAUUGUAACGAUAUGUAGUUAAUAUGAUUUUAUGACUUGGACAGUGGACUGAUUCAAGCAAGAGAACGCGAUAAAAAGAUAAUUUAUUACGAAGGUGCAUUAAAAGUAAACUGCUGCCGCGUUUUGUUAGAAUUUCAAAUAUAUUUACUUUAUUUAGAUGCUGUACCAGUUCACCGAAUAGUUUACGAUGUACCGUUGUU